Molecule: messenger RNA, 708 nt
Organism: Acanthocheilonema viteae
Lineage: Eukaryota; Metazoa; Nematoda; Chromadorea; Rhabditida; Onchocercidae
Source: the annotation of a GenBank genome assembly
AUGAAUUAUUCUCGUGUAUGUUAUGUACGAUGGCGAAAUAUAUUGUCACGAUUACGUCCCGAGCAAAAGUUAUCAAGUCAGAAGGAGCUGUUAGAAGUAAAUGAAAGAAUGACAGUAAGUGAUGAAGCUGAGAGUAUGUUGAAAAAAAUGUUGCCAUCGUUGGCAUCAGGUGACGAACCGGCAGGACGGAAUCAUUCAGAGGAUGAUGAAUUUUUGAAUAUUGCAUCGGAGGAGAAAAUUGAUAUGGAUUCAAUACGAGCUAGAGGGUUCUUAAAAUAUCGAUAUAAUUACAAACCACCAGAUGAUCUUGAGAGUCAAGUGAAGGAAGCUGUGAAUGAAGUUCUUAUUGAUAUAAAUGAUGAUAUACGAAGUAUCGAUCUUACAAAGGAUCGGCGCUUAAAAUUUCAGCUUCUCGAUUUGUUAGGUGAAAGAUUGUGUCAUGUAGUUCCCAACUCCGAAUUACAUCAAAUGAAAACAGUUGGUGAUUUAAUUGACUUCUAUGGACGUCCGUUCCGAAAUCUUACUGAAUAUGCACAAAUGGCUCGCGACAACAAACAAACGUUACCAAAAAACUUACAUAUUAUGGAACAUCCAUUCCGUUUUCAUCCGGAAGAUACUCAUUCUUAUCAUGGAGAAAUUGCGGAACGUAUGGACCAAUAUCCAACAAAACGAUAUAAUUUCAAAACAAAAAAAUUCAAGAAUAUAUAA